Molecule: messenger RNA, 1017 nt
Organism: Pteronotus mesoamericanus
Lineage: Eukaryota; Metazoa; Chordata; Mammalia; Chiroptera; Mormoopidae
Gene: TAAR1
Product: trace amine associated receptor 1
Exons: 1
Coding region: 1-1017 (338 amino acids)
Biological process (GO): G protein-coupled receptor signaling pathway
Cellular component (GO): membrane
Molecular function (GO): trace-amine receptor activity
Source: RefSeq, a predicted model, not a curated record
AUGUCUUUUUGCCACAAUAUAAUCAAUACUUCCUGUGUGAGAAGCAGCUGGUCAAAUGAUGUCCGUGCCUCCCUAUAUAGUUUAAUGGUGCUCAUAAUUCUGACCACAAUGGUUGGCAAUCUGAUAGUUAUUAUUUCCAUAUCACACUUCAAGCAACUUCAUACCCCAACUAACUGGCUCAUUCAUUCCAUGGCCAUAGUAGACUUUCUGCUGGGGUGCCUGGUCAUGCCUUAUAGCAUGGUGAGAUCUGUUGAGCACUGCUGGUAUUUUGGAGAAGCCUUCUGUAAAAUUCACACCAGCAUUGAUAUUAUGCUGAGCUCAGCAUCCAUUUUCCACUUGUCCUUCAUUUCUAUUGACCGCUACUAUGCUGUGUGUGACCCGUUGAGAUACAAAGCCAAGAUCAGUGUCUUGGUUAUUUUCGUGAUGAUAUUCAUUAGCUGGAGCAUCCCUGCUCUUUUUGCAUUUGGAAUGAUCUUUCUAGAGCUAAACUUCAAAGGAGCUGAACAGAUGUAUUGUGAACACAUUCAUUGCUUAGGGGGAUGCUCUGUCUUCUUUAGCAAACCAUCUGGGGUACUGGCCUUUAUGACUUCUUUUUAUAUACCUGGAUCUAUUAUGUUGUGUGUCUAUUAUAGAAUAUAUUUCAUAGCUAAAGGGCAGGCAAGAUCAAUUAAUGAUGCCAAUCAGAAGCUUCAGAUUGGAUUGGAAGAGAAAAAUGGAGUUUCACGAAGCAAAGAAAGAAAAGCUGCAAAGACUUUAGGGAUUGUGAUGGGAGUUUUCCUAAUAUGCUGGUGUCCUUUCUUUGUUUGCAUGGCCAUGAAUCCUUUCCUGAACUAUACCAUCCCACUCACCUUGAAUGAUGCAUUGAUUUGGUUUGGCUAUUUGAACUCCACUUUUAAUCCAAUGGUUUAUGCAUUUUUCUAUCCCUGGUUCAGAAGAGCACUGAAGAUGAUUGUAUUUGGUAAAAUUUUCCAAAGAGAUUCAUCGAGGUAUAAAUUAUUUCUAGAAUCAAAUCCAUAG